Molecule: messenger RNA, 786 nt
Organism: Blumeria graminis f. sp. triticale
Lineage: Eukaryota; Fungi; Ascomycota; Leotiomycetes; Helotiales; Erysiphaceae
Source: the annotation of a GenBank genome assembly
AUGAUACCACCCCACCAAAUCAUAAUGGAUGAGCCUCCACCCCCAUAUUCUGCCUCACCACCAACCAGCGGAGUACGCAUAUCCCCGCGACUAUCUCCACGAUUACCUUCUCUCAAAACAUCGAGACCAAACUCAUCAUGUGGUCCACAGAAUCAGGCCAAAAUUAAGCAUUUACCUGUCCAUCUACCAAAUCAACCUGUCCAUCGAUUUCCCAAGGAAUUUGGGUUUUAUCGUGCUGCUGGAUCUGCUUCUGAUUUUAUCAUUUCCUAUCAUGCCGAUGACCCACACAUUCUUUUCUACAUUUCUAUACAUGCUGGCACUAGCAAGCAGCCAAGUGUCGUUCUACAUGCUUUACCUCAUGCGUCAGCCCCGUAUCUAGCUACGGCUAAUCUUCACGUUUUCUCGGAAACCGCAGCCAUUAAUAUAUAUGAUAGCCCAACUUCGGUUAUCAAGGCACAAAGUGCUGAGACCUCGGACUCUAGCAUGGUUUUUAUCGUGCAACUUCCGGGAAGCGGAUCAAAAGUACAGUUUGCAUGGCGUCAAAAUCAAGAACGAGAUUUAAUAUCGCUCGAUAGCCGCAACAAUGGAUUAAAACUUGUAAACUGUGAUACUGGAGAAAUAGUUGCAACCUGGACACGACCAAGCUUUAGCACCAAGAAGUUAGGCAAGAUGAACUUCCUCGUCGAAGAUAGAAGUAGACUGGGCGAGAGGUUCGAGCUGAUGGCAGUAAUCACCAUCUUAUCCAUUAUGGAACGAGAACGACGGAAACGAAUUAAUUCAGUAUAG